Molecule: messenger RNA, 976 nt
Organism: Phytophthora infestans T30-4
Lineage: Eukaryota; Oomycota; Peronosporomycetes; Peronosporales; Peronosporaceae
Exons: 1
Coding region: 276-869 (197 amino acids)
Source: RefSeq, a predicted model, not a curated record
CUGGGGCGCAAGUGCUUUCCUGGCAGCUUUUCAGAUAAGAAGACAGAGGCAAGUCUUUGAGAAAGACCCGCCCCUCAGCAACGCUGUCAACUAAGCGAUACGUGCCUCUGCGAGCUUCCAUACCAGCGUCGCAGUACAUUGAACGUGUUCCCGACUCUUGCUUCUCUUUUGCUGCGUCCUUUCGUUCUCGAAGUCCUGUUUGUACCCGUGCAUCUCAUCAACAGCAACAGGCUCGCAAGUCGCUGACAACCCACACACACUGCCUGGCCCACGUAAUGGAAGUGCAGGUUGACACGAUGCCGAUUAACCAGAGCUCCAAGAAGCGCAAAAGCGCCCUCAGCGCCGCUUCACCGAUUGCACCGCGGGUGCCUGCGUGUGGACCCUUGUGCACGCUCACGACCGGGCCGCUAACCUCGACCGCGGUGUCUGACGCUGCUUACUCGUCAUCGGACAGCGUCAACCUGUCGGCGGCUUUAACAGCGCUCAAAGUAUCGCUCAAGCGCGACUUGGAGAGUUUUGCGCCUCCCACACCUGCCGUGUCGCCAGCCCAUGGGCGCGGCCCGGCUAAGCGCGCUCGCUUCGAUUUCGAAUUCAUCGAGGAGGAGUCGGAACCAGAAGCGGAAAUUCAACAGCGAGUCAAGACCCCUGCUGCUGGUCCGCCCAAGACUGUGAAUGCGCUGCUGGCCGUCAGCAGUCGCAUCAAGUUCGAGCUGGAGAAACGUCGCCGUCGCGAUCGCGAACGUGCGCAGAAACCCCGUAGACGAAAACAACUGAGCUACUUCGCUAUUGUGGGGGCAUUUCAGCGCGCGGCCCACGAGCGCGAAGUCGCAUUGCAGGUCGAGUGCGUCGUAGAGGCAUCGACGGAUUAACAACACAUCGUCGAGCACCAGCAGCUGGUAGUCGGACCUACCGACCAACGGAGACACGUCUGUCAUUCCUGCCCACCACUCCAUGUGGCCUCGAGCAUUUUGAUCUA